AACAAUGGAGGAACAAUUAGGACAAUUGAGAUUGGAGCAGGAAAACUUGGCUAGACAAAGAGAUGAGUUGCAAAGAGAGAAGGAAAAACUACAAUCACCACAGGAAUCAACGGAACAGGUUCGAAUACUUCAAGCAGAAAAAGCAGUUGGCUUAAAAACUGCUAAUCAAAAUCGUAUAGUAUUAGCCGUUAAUAAUUCAAUUCUCGCUACAAACCAUUUGUUAGGUAGGUCGGCGAAUCAUUCUCAAUAUUUAAAAAUGGACAUCAAACCUCCGAAAUUUUCUGAUCAAUUAAAUCAAAAUCCUAUGGAACUUUCAACAGAAUGAGACAAUUAUCUCAGAAGUAAUUCCGUAAAUGAACCUCAAACUUUUCCGGUUAUAAGGAGUCUCUUUUCUGGAAGAGCAGAAAUUUAGUUUGAUCUAAAUAGAGAUUCAUCUGAUAAUCAUGAAAGCUUUGAAAAAAUUUUCAAAAACGAAUUCUACCGUAAAAGUAACUAUGUCAAACUAGGGCUGCAGCUCAAAAGUGGUACAAAUUCUUUUCCCAUGUUCUUCAUCGCAAACAGAUGGUAGCCCAUGUAAUUGUAUGGUGGGGGACGCCAUGAAACCCCAUGAAAAAACUUCAUUAUAAUUUUUCAAACAUAUCCGAGCAAAUCUCGAAUAUUCCACACACGCACAACACGCACGCGCGCGCGCAAAUUUAUUCACUAACAAUAAUUCAUUUGCAUCCAAACAAACCCAACAAGCACUGCAAACACAUUGUGGUCUUGAGAUUCUAUGUUCACUUUGAACGAAAGAAGGUGAGUAACCACAAGAAAUAUUGAUAAUAAAAUCAUUCACGACACAAUGAAUUGUAACGGGUGUAUUAGUGCCAUAUCCCUAACUUAUCACCUGACUUCUCAUAUCUUCAUGCUAAUUUUUUUUUUUUUUUCUUCUAUUGAAAUGUAUAGCGUCCCCCAGUAUAAUAUCACACGGGGUAUCAUGUGUUGACAAUAUAGAGUGAAUAAAAAAAUUUGGACCACUUUUGAGCCGCAGCCCUGAUUCGACAUAAUUAUCCAAUAUUCUUCAAUGUAUUCCAAUAGUGUAUUUGUUGAACUCAAUGAACCCCAUAUCAAUAUCCAUGAUAGUACUUCCGGAAAAAAUUUGCAAAAAUAGUAUUUUUUCCCAACGUCUGAGCCAGAACGAUCCCUGGAAAUUUUCGAAGAUAUUUGAUUUUCAAUAUCAAUCAUUUAAAAAUUAUUUCUUCAUUGACAUGAUUUGAAUAUUGCUCACAUACAUUUCUUUACGGUCCCUCAAUAAAAGCUGUUAAUUUUAUUUCUCACACAUAUAUUCGUGUAUCGUCGCUUGAACGCACGAAAUAACCACGUUUCUCCAUUCUUCUAUUAUGACCUCUAUUGUCUGUACACCGAAGGAUCGUUCAUGGAAAGUCCCUACGAGGCGUCGCAGGUGUUCUCGAUGAUUCUAAGAAAGAGGUAUCCUUGUUGGAAAUAUGUACCUGCGGAUAAAUCUUCGACCGCGAAAAUGUAAAGUUUUUCAUUUCCCAUUAUUGGAAUUAACAACAGACACAUCGGACAGGUGAGAAUGGUUUUCAUCUAGUUACUUAUUUGUAUUUCUCUCGCUCCUCCUACUUUUACCUCUCACCGAUCGUAAUAUUCGGUGAAGUGCUGAUUGGCUCUCCACUUUUGCAAGAGCCGCCUAUUAGGCCCACCGCCUACUAUAUUUAGGCUCAGAGCCAGUGUCGAUGACAAUCAGUUCGAUCGACACCACUGGAGAUGGUAACAAUUGGCGGUGAGUCGCAACAGUGUCGCAAAUGUGUGAUAUUUACAAGCGUUUGAUACAUCACUAUACUCGUAAGCGAAACAGAUACGGGGCAUGAAUGAUCAAAUCAAGAAUCCUUAGCGUGUUCGAAUUGGAUAUUGAACACGAUUUGCAGUCCCAAACAACAGGAAAAUGGUUUUUCGGCUGACUUCAAAAGAGAAAAUCGCAGCAUUCAUAAGAGUUGCGGGAGGUGGCUUGGUAAUAUUCAGCGGUGCGAACAUCUAUUCUGGAAAUGAAAAGUUCUAUGACAAUGUGGUGAUGCCACUCGUUCGCCUGAUUGAUCCAGAGACGGCACACAACCUCGCCAUAGCGGCAGCUAAGUUCGACUUCAUUUCCAAUGGGGCUUACGAUGAUCCCAUGAGAUUGAAGUCUACAGUAUGGGGAUUAAACUUCAGCAAUCCCUUGGGAAUAGCAGCUGGAUUCGAUAAACAGGGAGAAGCAGUUGAUGGCCUGCAUAAAAUUGGAUUUGGAUUUGUGGAAGUUGGAUCUGUAACGCCGGUGCCACAGGAUGGGAAUACAAAACCCAGAGUCUUCCGGCUGACUGAAGAUAAAGCUGUUAUUAAUAGGUAUGGAUUUAAUAGCGAUGGUCACCAAGCAGUUUUUGAUCGCUUACAGAAUACCAAAAGUCAUACAGACUUCACAGGAAUUAUUGGAGUCAACUUGGGCAAAAAUAAAACUACUCCCGACCACGUGCAAGAUUACAUAGAUGGCAUCGAAAAAUUUGCAGAGGUAGCCGAUUACUUUGUGAUCAACAUAUCUAGCCCCAAUACUCCCGGGCUGCGUGCCUUACAGGAUAAAAGCCAUCUGGAAGAAUUGAUAUCUAAGAUCAACAUGGCGUUUGAAGGGUUAGCUAGGAAGCCACCUUUGCUAGUUAAACUAGCUCCUGACUUGAGUGAACAAGAACGGCAAGAUAUAGCCGAUGUUAUCAAUUCAUCGAAAUGCAAGAUAGACGGACUAGUGAUAUCUAAUACUACCAUCCAACGGUCAAAUUUAACGAGUUUCCAUAGAGAAGAAACUGGCGGUCUUAGCGGAGCCCCACUGACGCACCUUUCGACUGCAAUGAUUGGAGACAUGUAUCGUAGGACUAAUGGGAAAGUACCGAUUAUAGGCGUUGGUGGUAUAUUCACUGGUGAAGAUGCUUAUCAAAAAAUCAAAGCUGGAGCAUCGUUAGUCCAAAUUUAUACAUCAUAUAUAUACCACGGCCCUCCAAUUGUGAAACGAAUAAAAAAAGAAUUGAACGAACUUUUAAUAAAGGAUGGGUACACCUCUGUGGUUGAUGCAAUCGGCAAGGAUUCCAUUGAGUCUAAAACCUAGUGAUCAAGUCUUAUUUCUAAUUCUCAUAUCUCAACUACAGCCAUGUACGAUUUACCCUGCAACUCAUUCUCGGCUACUAACAUCCGUACGACUGACAGAACUCCCAGACCUCGAAUGGUGUAUACAGGAAUCGAAUCACGAUGAUAUCUUCACGUACAUCUCACAUUCUGACGAAAGUGUAUUAAAAAAUAUGAAAUAUGUCGAUCAUAAGCCAUCGAGCGUCAUAAACAGAAUUUCAGGGAUGA
Athalia rosae (coleseed sawfly) is the source of this 3372-nucleotide messenger RNA. RefSeq names its product dihydroorotate dehydrogenase (quinone), mitochondrial-like. Bases 1946 to 3127 code for a protein of 393 amino acids. Gene Ontology annotation, cellular component: mitochondrial inner membrane; cytoplasm. Gene Ontology annotation, biological process: 'de novo' pyrimidine nucleobase biosynthetic process; pyrimidine ribonucleotide biosynthetic process. The transcript has 2 exons. Gene Ontology annotation, molecular function: dihydroorotate dehydrogenase activity. NCBI's taxonomy places the organism in Eukaryota, Metazoa, Arthropoda, Insecta, Hymenoptera, Athaliidae. The record is from RefSeq and is a predicted model, not a curated record.